UGUUUGUAAACUUCCCGGAGGACCAGCAGUGGUUAGCGUUUUAGCUAGCCGUUUGGUGAUUGACGCAAUGGACUAAAUCUAUCGAAUAUUGAACAAACACAAAUGACAUUACGUUAGCAACGUAAUUUGUAACUUACGUCGCUAGUCGUCAUAUGUCAGAGCGUCAGUGGGACGUUAAAUCUGGUGUGUUUACAAAUUAGUGACGGUGAGAAGCUAACGGUGUUAGCUGGCUAACGUUAGCAACAACUUCGUAACAACGACCAGCAGUCAUGAUGGCGUCUAGCUAUAACGCCAAAGACGAGGAUGGACACAUCACCGUGUCCGGGCCCGGUGGCGGCAAUCUGCGGAGCAAGAAGCCAGAAAACACUGCGUUUAAACAGCAGAGACUUCCGGCAUGGCAGCCCAUCCUCACUGCGGGCACCGUCCUACCUGCUUUCUUCAUCAUCGGACUCAUCUUCAUCCCCAUCGGCAUCGGCCUGUAUGUAACGUCCAAUAACAUCAAGGAGUUCGAGAUCGAUUACACAGGAGUCGACAUGUCCAGUCCCUGCUUCAACUGCUCCCAGAACUUCAGCUGGAACAGCACGAGGCCGUGUACCUGCACAAUACCUUUCUACCUGGACCAGCCAUAUGAAAAUAACGUCUUCAUGUAUUACGGUCUCUCCAACUUUUACCAAAACCACCGUCGCUACGUCAAGUCGAGAGAUGACAGCCAGCUGAAUGGAGACACUGAAUCCCUCAAGAAACCCAGCAAGGAGUGUGAGCCAUAUGCUGUUCACGAAAACAAGCCAAUCGCACCAUGUGGGGCCAUCGCUAACAGCAUGUUCAAUGACACGUUGGAGCUGUUUUACAACGACCCCAACGGCACAAAGGUUCCCAUUCCUCUGACAGCCACAGGAAUCGCCUGGUGGACCGACAAACACGUGAAGUUCAGGAACCCGGGGGAAAACACAAACCUCACAGCAGUUUUCCAAGGCACAACGAAACCGGUGAACUGGCGCAGGCCCGUCUACGAGCUGGACUCGGACCAACAGAACAACGGCUUCAUCAACGAGGACUUCAUCGUUUGGAUGAGGACCGCCGCUCUGCCGACCUUCCGCAAACUGUACCGCAUCAUCCACAAGAAGAACAACAUGGUCCCAACUCUGGUCCGAGGAAACUACACUCUGGAGGUCGUCUACAAUUAUCCCGUUCGCAGCUUCGAGGGCCGGAAGCGAAUGAUCCUGAGCACCAUCUCCUGGAUGGGAGGCAAGAACCCGUUCCUGGGUAUCGCCUACAUCACCGUGGGCUCCGUCUGCUUCUUCCUGGGCGUCGUGCUGCUGAUCAUCCACCACAAAUACGGCAACCGCAACAACAGCGCUGACAUCUCCAACUGAGACGGCAGCUGCUCUCCAGCUCGCCUCUGCUGCUGGUGAACCUUCAUGUAGUGACCAGAGGGGUGGUUCAAUUUAAAAAUGUGUUAUCUACAGUAACUUCUCCAGCUGUCGGCCGAGCGUUUAAAGGUUUAAAAUCCCUUGACGGUGGCUGAUGAGUGAGAAGUAGCCAAAUAUUAGACGCCACAGUCAACGUCUAAAAACAUUGUUUUUCUUUCGGGUAAUCAUUCCUCCAUGAAGUGACGCCUUCAUAGCACAACUACACCUACAGAGGAGUUCAGCUGAAGCUCAUGUGAACAUGAACACAUGAGCAUCUGAAUACUGCAUUAAUAUUAGGGCUGAACAAUAAGCAAAAACAUCACAUUGCAUUUACUUUGUUUGUGAGUCACAAUUUGAAUAGGAAUGGCAGUUUUUUUUCAUUUCAUUUUCUCUGGAAGAAAAUAUAAAAAUGAUUUUUGUUGAGACUUGUAUUAAACAAACAAACAAUUGGAUAUUGCACUUGGCCGUUUUGUGAUUUCGCUUAUAUUUCAAUUAAUUGUUCAGCCCUAAUUAAUGUAGAAAAAAAAUCCAAACUAAUUUUGAUUGUUAUUAAGAGUUCCUCUCAAAUUUGUCCGCUUCUUGGCCACAAGAAAAACUAAAUAAAUAAAUUUAUUUCAUAUUUUUCCACUAGACUCAUGUCCUAGCAUCACAGUGGGAGGUCACAUUACCCGGUUGCUGUCAGCUAAAUCUGAUUAAAGCCCAAAAAGAAUUCUCAAAUCUUAGUAAAAAGCCCAGGAAAUAAAAGUUUGUGAAACUUUCCAGGCCCCUAUAAGAUCCUUGAGGUGCUGUCGGUGCGGUCCAGGUGAGCUGGAGAGUUGUUCCUGUAAGUCCUGAGUUGCAUGCUUGAUAACGGAGAUGUAGAUGUGAUCACCGAGCUGCUCGAGCGGCUCGUCUCUGUGCCUCGUUUCGUCUGUGACGUCGUCCUGCUUUUAAACUCAAAUCAAGCUUUCACUGAGUCGUAGCACUUUAAAAACGUGCUGAGCAGCUUCCACGUCAGAGGGAGCACAAAACGUUUGGAAAAUGUACAAAUAACAUGUUUGUUUUUUUUGUAUUUAGUUUAGAGUUUUGAGAAAUGUUUGCAUCGCAAAGCCAGUAUUUGCACGCCAGACCUCAGGGGUUUUGAGCCUAAAGUGGGUUUUAAGUUUGCUGCAUUGAUUGGAGGAGCUUUAAGGUGCAGGUGUGUAAAUCUACUGCAGAAAAAUGUACAUUAACACAGUGUCUUGGCUUCAUUCAUCGUCGUUUACAUGCAAUAAUAAAAGAUAAUCAAUGCAGCAUGAUAGAACAGUAACUCAGUAUAAUGUGAUUAAAUGUUUGUCCGUUUGCAUUUGCACUACAGAGUCGAUCUAACGCGCACAAGUAGGUCCACACCCACAUUCUGCCAUUUUGAGCUGAUAAUGAACUGAGAUUCUACAUUAAUACACGUGUACAACAGAUGCUGCAUGUUAAACUGUGCUGAGUGAAAAUGUGUUGUUUAUCUUCUUUUAAUAUGUUUUGUCAAGAUAAACUGUCACCUGCAAUUAUUUGAAGCACUUAAUAUUUGAUAUUUUCUUUUGAUACUCCAUCCGUGUUGUAUUGUUGCUUUUAAAUUAAUAAAUUUGUCAUUUAAAUGAAAAUACA
This is a messenger RNA of Seriola aureovittata, 3026 nucleotides long. Its product is annotated as cell cycle control protein 50A-like. Gene Ontology annotation, biological process: phospholipid translocation. NCBI's taxonomy places the organism in Eukaryota, Metazoa, Chordata, Actinopteri, Carangiformes, Carangidae. The transcript is spliced from 7 exons. The record is from RefSeq and is a predicted model, not a curated record. Gene Ontology annotation, cellular component: endoplasmic reticulum; Golgi apparatus; plasma membrane. Bases 270 to 1373 code for a protein of 367 amino acids.